GUGAACGUCUGUAUGUUUCUGUUGGGAGUAUGAAGUACUUGCUGUGCCUCCCCUCUCCAACGGACAGUAUUGAACUUACCGGUGGUCAGUGAGCAGCCUGCGUAGCUGCAUGGUGUAACGCUUGGAACGGAAGGAAUUUAAAGCGUACAUAUGUUCUGAGAAUCCGGCCGCUUGAAAGUCAAAUUCUUUCACCGAAGCGCCUAUCUGCAGCUACUGUUAUCAGCUAUGGCAGGUGUAAUUACCUGGGAGACAAUAGCUACAAGGAGAUGCACAGUCAUACUCGAAUUAUUAUUGUAUAUCCAGUCGGCGAGCAUCAGUUGACAGGCCAUAAAGUGGCUGUAAAGAUCCUGAACAGACAGAAGAUCCGCAGUCUCGAUGUCGUGGGGAAGAUCAAACGAGAGAUUCAGAAUCUCAAACUGUUCAGACACCCACACAUCAUCAAGCUGUACCAGGUGAUAAGUACACCCACAGAUUUCUUUAUGGUUAUGGAGUAUGUGUCUGGAGGUGAGCUGUUUGACUACAUCUGCAAACAUGGACGGGUGGAGGACACAGAGGCUCGCCGUCUUUUCCAGCAGAUUAUCUCAGCUGUAGACUACUGCCACAGACACAUGGUGGUCCACAGAGACCUCAAACCUGAGAAUGUCCUGCUGGACGCCAACAAGAACGCCAAGAUUGCAGACUUUGGUCUGUCAAACAUGAUGUCAGAUGGGGAGUUCCUGAGGACGAGCUGUGGCUCACCCAACUAUGCUGCUCCAGAGGUCAUCUCAGGAAGGCUCUAUGCAGGCCCAGAGGUGGACAUCUGGAGCUGUGGGGUGAUCCUGUACGCCCUGCUGUGCGGCACCCUGCCCUUUGAUGAUGAGCAUGUUCCUACGCUGUUUAAGAAGAUCAGAGGAGGAGUCUUUUAUAUCCCAGAGUACCUGACCCGCUCUGUGGCCUCGCUGCUGAUGCUCAUGCUACAGGUGGACCCUCUGAAGAGAGCCACUAUCAAAGACAUCAGGGAGCACGAGUGGUUUAAGCAGGACCUGCCAGGCUACCUGUUCCCUGAGGACCCGUCAUACGAUGCUACAGUCCUGGAUGAGGAGGCAGUCAGAGAAGUGUGUGAGAAGUUUGAAUGCCCUGAGUCAGAGGUUAUGUCCAGUCUCUAUAGCGGGGAUCCACAGGAUCAGCUGGCUGUAGCCUAUCACCUCAUCAUAGACAAUCGGCGCAUCAUGACUCAGGCCAGUGAGUUCUACUUGGCCUCCAGUCCUCCCCAGGGGUCCUUUAUAGAGGAAGGCAUGCUGCUACCCCCGGGGGUCAAACCUCACCCAGAAAGGAUGCCUCCGCUCCUGGCUGACAGCCCCAAAGCUCGUUGUCCUCUGGAUGCUCUGAACACCACCCGACCCAAACCCUUGGCAGUGAAGAAAGCCAAGUGGCACCUGGGCAUCAGGAGCCAGAGCAGACCCUAUGAUAUCAUGGCCGAGGUGUACAGGGCUAUGAAACAACUCAACUUUGACUGGAAGGUGGUGAACCCAUACCAUCUGCGAGUGCGGAGGAAGAAUCCAGUGACAGGCAACUUAGUAAAAAUGAGCCUGCAGCUCUACCAGGUGGACAACAGAUCCUACCUCCUCGACUUCAAGAGCAUUGAUGAUGACAUCAUUGAGGCAGUGGGCUUUAAAUCAGGUUCGUCCACUCCCCAGAGGUCGGGCUCCACAGCCGGUCUCCACAGACCGAGACUGAGCAUCGACUCAGCGAGCCCAGCGAUGGAUCUGCCCCAGCUCAGCUCUUCUCUCCCAGGGUCCCUGUCCAGUAGCUCCUCUCUACUCACCCCACGUCAGGGAUCACACACCAUGGACUUCUUUGAAAUGUGUGCCAGUCUGAUCACUACACUAGCACGCUGAGACCUGCUGACUCCUAACCUCGCUGUAACCUGGAUGUCAGUGGGGUUUUUAAGCUAAGUGCAGAUCUGGGAUGUAGGGAGUGUAGAUGUUUGGAGCGACUUCCUCUCUCUGUCUCCUCUCCAUCUCUGUUCUAGUUGUAUCGGACUGGAAGGGUGAAUGGAAAAGUGAAAAGCCAGUCAGGUGUUCACUUCAGAUGAAGGAGAGAGAAAGAGGAAGCCCUUAGCAGCAAGAGGGAUUAAUAGCUUUUUUUCCCCUUGUUUUAACACAGUCUUUGGGUCAGAGUCUUGGUGUUAAAACAUCAGGUCACGGUCCCUGAAAACUGAUCCUGGGACUGGAAUCUGUGAACUGGUGGAAGCCAGCAAGGAGGGCGAGUUCUCAGUCGUGCUGGAGUCAGCAAAGGUCAAGUUCACUGUCACUCCUAUCACUAAUACCUUCAAUCUGUUAUCAACUGCUGAAAUGUCAUCACCCACCAUAACACUUAAUGGCGGGACAUCCUGCUGAGUUUGCCCCAGACACUGAUCAGAGGUCAGUUUUGCAUCUUGUCUUAUAUUUUGAUAAGGGCACUGGUUGUUAGAAUUGACAUUAAAUCUGUGUCUGAGGGAGCCACAUGUAAAAUUUUAUUUCAGGUUUUAUAUGGUUUGUAAAGAAAACAGCUUUUGUUAUCCAUGUAUAUUAUAUUUAUAUUACAAUCAUAUUACGUAGCUGAAAAGGUUGACAAAGGCAUACCAAAUAACAAACUUUAUACAUCAUAAAGAAGAUGAUUAUUAUUUAGAUAUCAGAUCCAUAUUUAUUUUUGAGAGAUUGUUUUUUAGGCACUCGUAGGUACAUUAUUUAAACACUGCGUCAACAUAGAGUUUUAUCCUGAUUUUGAAUAGAUUGUAGACGAUUAAUGAACUUAGAGAGACAGCAGGAUAGUAGAACGAUAAUACUCUGCAUGGUACUGACUGUGUGCUGCUUUUAGUAUUAAGCACAGAUACACACCAUCUCACAUGCAUUUCUGCAACCUCAGUGGACUAUCCUGAUGUAUUUCAAAGGUAACAUUCAUUCUCACACAACCAUCAAUUUAUAUAUUCAAUAGCCGUCACAAAUAUGCAAAAGGGAAACACGCACGCACACACGCAGACUCCUUUCACCUCAGUUGAGCCCUUAACAAAUGACAAGCUGAGCAACUGUUAAUAUGCUGCUCACUCAUGCAUGCACAGAAUGUAAUUAAAAAGAGCAAGCAGCUCUGUGACAUGAAGAGAGCAGACAUGGCAGUCUGUCACAUAUGCAGUAAACUACAGAAAGACAGUUGUCCUUUUCAUUUCAUCAUAAAGCCUAUAAAAUAAUCCUUAGACCUAAUUAUAUGUCUUUAAAUUUAUUUGUGUGACCAAAAGUACCUAUAAUGUAUUAGUUUAUAUAUUUAAAAAACACAUAUUGUUUAUUUUUUACUUGAUAAAAUUACUUCAGUAGUCAAUCAAUGUUUUAAAUUAAUUUUAUAGCCUAAUUAAUCGACUAAUCUGUUCCGCAGUAAUAAAUGAAAUCAGCCCUCUGUCCAUCCAAUAGAUAAUAAGGUUAUGAUGAGAGGAGGAGGAGGAGGAAAAGAGGAAGAUGACGUGUGAGAUGGUGUUUAUCUGUUGUAGGACAGAAUAAGCCACAGAAACCUUUCUCCAGUUGCCUUAAAAAAAUUGCAACACAGUAAUCCUGUGCAUCUGUUUAUGGAUAGUGUGCACGUGAGCCAGUGUGUGUAGUGGAGAUGAGAUGGGUAGAGUCACAUGAUUGUCUUGUUUUCUUACUGACUGAACACUGGUUUAUUAGGAGGAUCUUUGCAGUGGUUUGAAUGCCUGUGAGAGCAGGAACGUGAUGCUUUGGUGUAUUGUAGACAUUGGAGCUGUUGUCGUGUAUCUUCUGUUUAGCCGUUGUUGUCGUCUCUUCGGUCUGCACUUUAAAACUUAUCCGUUGAGGCCAGCAGAUUGCAUCACACACACACACACACACACAUUACUGCACCUGUUGUAUUUGGUCCUACAUUUUGAUGAAUGACGCACUGUUUUAUAAGUGUUCUGCAUUGAUCUGUCAGUUCGUACCAUAGUGAGGUGUGUAUCGCUGUUGUCAUAGAAUCGUAUUUAUUCAUAAUCUUCUUCUGACUGAAUGUAAAGUGAAAGCUGGUGCUGCUCAGAUAAAUCCUCCUCUCUGUCUCUCUCUCUUUUUGUUCUUCUGGUUUUAAAGCAGUGUUGUCGUUGGACUGUUGCCUUUCUACUGCUCUCAGUAAAACACAGAGGAUAGAGGGGGAGUACAUGCUCUACUUUAGACUGGUGGCACAACUGUGGAACCCAAAAAUGGCCAAUAUUUAAUCAUUCAAAAAUUCUAUAAUUAUACUCUAACCCUGAGCUCUUUCAAUUAAGUUUUAUUCAUCAUUGUUAUUUUAAUUUAGUGAUACAACUGUCAUGAAAAGUGACAAGAAAUUAAUAAGAAUAUAAUAAUAUAAUAAAUGAGAUAAAAUGUUAUAAUGAUGGAUGGGGUUCGGCCGUGUUGGAGGUUCACACACAACAGUCUAGAUAACGACUGUUCAACUAAAAAACAUGAACAGAGUACUCUGUUGGACCUACGAUAACUAGAUAUGAGCUGAGAUUAUAGUUUGUUAUUCUGCACAGUUCUCACUGUUGUUCUGAAUCAUUUUUGUCUGCUUCGUGUUUUUAAAUGGAUCCAGUGAUUUUUUGCCUUAUGAGAGCACGAUGAAGGCUUACGGUUGAAACAGUGAGAGCCACGUCCUUUGCUCUCUGCUGAAACCCUUUAUUGCAUGUAUUCUGUUUUUAUGUCCGGUGCAGGCUUGUCUUUGCUGUCUGUGACGGUACCUCUGAAUACACUUUGAUGUCAGGGAGAAACUCUGCUCCCUGCUGCAAGGCACAUGCAACUGCACACACACCUUUAUAAACACCAAUUCAUGUUCUGUCACUACACUCUAUUGCUGUGUCUUAAAUGACUUGUCCUCUGUAUAGUGAGCUUUUUUUGGUCACAUUAGGAUAUCUGGCCAGUUAUGCAUUUAUUCCUGAUACUGCUGUUGGUGACAACAAUAUAAAAUGAUGAUCAAUGAAGUGCACUAUCUUGGACAAGUCAUGUUGGGACUUAAAAACUCCUCUGAUAUAACCAGUAUUCACUGUCAGAUGUAGUACUGUACCAUUACAACUGUAUGCAACUACCAGUGGCAUGUUAGUCAUGUUAACUCUAAUGUGUUUAGAGCUGCGACACACAUGCCAGAGGGCCUAAUCAAUUACAGACUUUUACGUGUUGUACCAAAGUGAGUAUUUUCACAGCUCUCUGUUUAUCUGUGGUGGGGUUCUUAUGAUUAGUGUAACCUUAAAACACCCCAGUGUGUGUGUGUGUGUGUGUAUGUGUGUGUUUGUGUGUGUGUGUGUAUGUGAGAAUGUAUACAAGGUUGUGUGACUGUGAGAGUGUGUUUCAACUGUCUCUUCCUGUCUCUGUCUGAUUGGGGUUUGGAUUUCUCUUGUUAUGCACUGCAUGAUAUUGCUGUUAUGAUUUGCACUUUAAUGAGUAUUUAUUGAAAAACAAUAAACAAACAUAAAAUGUC
Messenger RNA from Thunnus maccoyii (southern bluefin tuna), 5445 nucleotides. It is a transcript of the gene prkaa2, whose product is annotated as protein kinase, AMP-activated, alpha 2 catalytic subunit. The record is from RefSeq and is a predicted model, not a curated record. Lineage: Eukaryota; Metazoa; Chordata; Actinopteri; Scombriformes; Scombridae. Gene Ontology annotation, cellular component: cytoplasm. Gene Ontology annotation, biological process: intracellular signal transduction; protein phosphorylation. Bases 267 to 1877 code for a protein of 536 amino acids. Gene Ontology annotation, molecular function: ATP binding; protein serine/threonine kinase activity. The transcript is spliced from 10 exons.